This is a messenger RNA of Phycomyces blakesleeanus NRRL 1555(-), 1923 nucleotides long. RefSeq lists its product as hypothetical. The transcript has 2 exons. Lineage: Eukaryota; Fungi; Mucoromycota; Mucoromycetes; Mucorales; Phycomycetaceae. Bases 1 to 1923 code for a protein of 640 amino acids. The record is from RefSeq and is a predicted model, not a curated record. Gene Ontology annotation, molecular function: protein binding.
AUGGCAUCACAAUUACCACUCGAGAUUCUUUUACAAAUCGCCGAUAUUUUAGUGACAGAAGACAGGCUUUCGUGUGCUCUUACUUGCAAGAAAUGGAGAUACCCGUUCCAAGAAACCAUUUGGAAAGAUGUCAUAAUCAAUUCAAAUACGGAUUAUGUAAAUAUCUGCAAUACCCUUGAGGGUUCAAAAGUUGGCUCCUCAUCACACGGUCAAUCAGUACGCUCUCUAUCCAUGAGUCAAAUUUGCCUUAUACCAAAUGACGGCCAAGACAAACUUUUGAAAUCUCUACCAAAUCUGAAGCAUCUUGAUCUCGGACGCACGCGUCGUAAAGAUAUCAACAAAAGGAUGACGAUACACAACGAUGUAUGGAAGUCGCUUGAAAGCUUAAAAGUUCAGGUCACCUAUAGUAAAACGCCAGACUCGACAGAACAGUUCAUCAAGCUAUUGGAGAAUUGUUCCAAGCUCCAAAGCCUAGAGAUAUUUAAAAGUGGUGUUUUUCAACCGGUCAUGUUUACACAAGAGGACUUUGACAGCCUCCACCAAAAAGUCCAACUCUUGUCAUCCUUCAAGGCCUGUAUCUCUCUCGACAGGAACUUGGACCCGAGGCAGGAGAGCAUGGCAUCAAAUAUUGUGCCAAUAGUUGGCUUGACAAAUCUCGAGUUGCAGAUGUGCGAGUGGAGUUCUUUGUGGGCGUAUUACUUUGGUCACAAGUAUCCAAACCUGCGCUACCUGAGCUGGAGUACUGUCAACGCACAGUACUGGCUUAUAGCUCCGCAUACCACGCAGCCUAUUUCAGAAAUACUUGAUUUAAACACCAAUAUAUUCCAACAUCUGGAAACACUCGAAUUCGUAACCGCAGACGCUUCAGAGCGCGGUCAUGCCGAUUUCUGGGAUUUCUUUUUGCCAUUAAGUGUGCCUAUCAAACACUUGAAGUACAAGACAAACUGUGGAAAUAACGUCGAGAUGUAUUUUAGAACGGUCAUCAAACGGUUCCUGCGGUCAUUUUCUGAAACACUUGAGACUAUCACAGUGGAAGGAAGUCUGUUUUACACUGGCGGACUUACCCCAAGGCUAAACUUACCGUCCUAUUGCCCAAUGCUGGUCGACCUUGAAGUCAAAAGCUGUGGUGUGUCGAUUGACCUGAACAACCUGUUUGACAACUGUGUAGCCCUGGAGCGGCUCAAGUUCUAUAGCGGGGAGCUGCUGUUCCACUCGAGCCUUUUGAAUCGAGAGCAAAGGCCAAACCUAGAACAACGCCAGAAACAGAGAGAGAAGCAACAUGGGCUACGAAUUCUGGAGCUGCAUGAGGUUGCUGCCAGUGCUGAUACAUUCAGUGAUAUUUCUUUCAGGUGCAGGCGUCUGGAAUACAUGAGUUUAGAUACUACGUUCAUAUGUGGUACUGUUCCUAAGAGGGACCCAUGUUUACUCCUCGAUAUGACUUAUACUUCCUUCAAGGCUCUUCAUCUCGCCCAUGUCAAAUUCUGCUCGUACUACGAUAACAGUCUUCAACAAAAGAUGUCUCUCAGCUACCUGUGCUUGUCUCAAUCAAACAACCCUCAAUCAUCCGAAGUAUCAUACGGCUUUCAACCUCUGGCUGUAUUCCACAUCUUCCCCGAUGGUGAGUACGACAUGGACUACACGAUAGGCCUCAAAAAGCUUUCAAAGCGGCAAUUUGGUACGACAGUUGAAUACUUUGAAAAUCGCCGGUUCAGAAGAUUUGGGAGUGAGUUAAAGCCCGAUAGACGGUCAAAUAGAAAGAUUUGCGAAGAAGACAGACUUUUGCAAGAAAAUCUUAGUAAAGGCUAUGUCGAACUGAGAUGUAACUACGUAGCAAAGUAUACUACUCCUGAACUUGCACCAAGUGUCAAGGAGUUUUGGAAAGAUUUGUACAAUAGGGUCUAUAAAAAAGAGAAAGUAAAUUAA